This is a messenger RNA of Rubroshorea leprosula, 1802 nucleotides long. The record is from the annotation of a GenBank genome assembly. Lineage: Eukaryota; Viridiplantae; Streptophyta; Magnoliopsida; Malvales; Dipterocarpaceae.
AAUUCAAAAAAGCAAAAAGCUCUCAAAAUUCAAACACUCACGAAUCCAAGAACCUUCCUUUCUCUGUGAUUCUUUGUAGGUAUCCAUGGAGAAUCGCGUGGUGGGCUUGAUGAUACUCUCCUUUUGCUUCCUGUACUGGAGGCCUGGUGGUUCGGUGGCGCUGACAUUUUCGACGAAGUUGAUACAUAGGUUCUCCGAUGAAGCCAAAGCGCUGUGGACUUCCCGGAAUGGAAAUGCAAGCAAUGCGGUUUCCUGGCCGAGGAGAAACAGCUCGGAGUAUUUCGAGUUGCUUCUUGGCAACGAUUUGAAGAGGCAGAGGAUUAAGCUUGGCUCGCACAAUCAGCUCCUUUUCCCUUCGGAAGGAAGCAAAACUCUCUUCUUCGGCAACGAGCUCGAUUGGUUACAUUACACAUGGAUUGACAUAGGAACACCGAAUGUUUCUUUCCUUGUUGCAUUGGAUGCUGGAAGUGAUCUCUUGUGGGUCCCAUGUGAUUGCAUACAAUGCGCUCCCCUGUCUGCUAGCUAUUAUACUUCCUUGGAUAGAGAUUUGAAUGAGUAUACCCCAUCUUUAUCAAGCACCAGCAGAAAUCUAUCAUGCAGCCACGAGUUAUGUGAAGCAAGUCCGUACUGCAAAAGUGGGAAUGGCCUCUGCCCUUACAUUGUUGAAUACGACUCUGAUAAUACCUCAAGUUCUGGAUAUCUGGUUGUAGACAAGUUACAUUUGAAAUCAGUCAGUGACCGUGCCCCACAAAGUUCUAUACAAGCCUCAGUAAUAAUAGGCUGUGGCAGGAAGCAAAGUGGUGGCUAUUUGGAUGGAGCCGCUCCUGAUGGUCUUAUGGGUCUGGGACCCGGGAACAUUUCAGUUCCAAGUUUGCUGGCGAAAGCAGGACUGAUUCAAAAUUCAUUCUCGAUUUGUUUUGAUGAGAAUGGUUCAGGCAGAAUCUUUUUUGGUGAUAAAGGCACUGGUUCUCAGCAAUAUACAUCAUUUUUGCCUAUUGAAGGAAAAUUUGAAACCUACUUUGUGGGAGUUGAGAGUUGUUGUGUAGGGAAUUUUUGCCUUCCAAGGUCUGGCUUCCAAGCACUGGUUGACAGUGGGACAUCUUUCACAUUUCUUCCAUCUGAAAUCUAUGACAAAAUUGUUACAGAGUUUGACAAGCAAGUGAAUGCUAAAAGAGUUAGCAUCCCUGAUAAUCCUUGGAAGUACUGUUAUAAUUCCAGUUCAGAGGAACCACUUCACAUUCCUGACAUGAGAUUUGUGUUCCCCAUGAACCAAAGCUUCGAAAUCCAUAAUCAUAUAUAUUCCUACUCUGAAGCCCAGGGAUUCAGGAUUUUCUGUUUAACUGUUAUACGUGGAGAUGAAGACUAUGGUGUCCUUGGACAGAACUUCAUGACAGGUCAUCGUAUGGUCUUUGAUCGGGAAAAUUUGAAGUUGGGUUGGUCACAUUCCAAUUGUGAAGACCCAAGUGAGAGAACAAGCAUACAUCUCACACCACCUCCCAGUGAUAAAUCUCCUAACCCAUUGCCUAAGGAGCAACAAAACUCCAAUACACAGGGAGUUGCCCCUCCACUUUCUGCAAAGACCUCUGCCAAAUCCUCUUCAGCAUUACGCCUGCAGGCUUGCACCUUGCUCUGUUUGGUGAGUUCGUUGCUACUGUUACUAUUAAUCUGUUUGCUACAGCCAUAAUUAAAUCCCUCCCACUGUAAAUCCUGUGUAUUCUAUUGUCAUCUCCAAGCUUGUUCACUUUUUAUAUGCUGUUGUAUUGAAUGGGGUUACUAGUAAUUAGUAAAAGUUAUCUUUUUUC